Messenger RNA from Ectocarpus sp. CCAP 1310/34, 1466 nucleotides. Lineage: Eukaryota; Phaeophyceae; Ectocarpales; Ectocarpaceae. The record is from the annotation of a GenBank genome assembly.
GUUGCUAUCCUUCCCAGUCGGUUCCUUGCUUUCUCCCUCGUUGCACUUAGGGUUCUUGGUCUGAAAAUUCUCGCGCCGAAGGGUCAACCAGCCCAAUCAGCUCGUCACCACCUGUCCCCUCCUCCUUUGAUGGCAAAACCAGGUUACUGAGACAGUACAGCUCCCUCUAGCAAACCUAGGGCCGUGUACAUAGUGCCCGUCCACCUUUCUGAUGACGUCGGCCUCCGCGCACAAAGAUGAGAUGGGCAUUGCUGCCUGCACCGACGGCCUGGAGGCCCGCGCAUCUGCACCUUUGUACCUGACGCACCAGUGCCGACCCAACUCCACCAUUACGCACGCCUCGCGGCGGAGAUGGAUUGAUACGAGGAAACUCGCCGCUCGGACAAUACGGAAGAAAGCACAUCCGCAACGCGAGGCGGACGAAGCGAGACACGAGACCGCAGCGGCCGUCAAGGCGGUUGCGAAGGAGAAGGCACGGGAGGGCGACCUAUCGUUCGGCGGGUUCAACGUACGCAUGCUCGUCUACAGCGGUAGGAACCCCGUUGGUCACAACGUGAUGACGGUCAUGCAGAUUUGUUCCGCGACCGGCUGUGAUGUGAUAGGACUUCAGGAGACCCAACGAGAGGGGCAAUGUUCAAUUGCGCAUGACGGGUACGUGAUCAUCUGGAGUGGCGACCGUGCUGGCACCAAGGACAAGAGGGGCAUACACGGUGUGGGCAUAGCGAUCAAGGAGGCCAUGUGGGAGAGUGUGGGCGAGGAAGGUAGGACGGUGGAGUGCAUUAGCCCGAGGCUGAUGAAGGUGCGUCUACAAAUUGGCCGCACCUGCGGAGUAGCUUUCGUGGAAGGGAGGCGAGACGGGUGCUGCGAUGCCAAGAUUAUGGGCGGGUACGGACGCGACAUUAUGAACAACAACGGGGAACGACUCCUUGGCCUAGCAUCAGACAACCAACUCUCCCUGACCAAGACCUACUUCCGGACACCGAAAGGCAGAGUGCAGCACACAUUCCAGAGCUCCAACACGGGGAAGGAGAAGUACCGCCUCGACUUAAUCCUCAUGCGUCAGACGGACCGGCGUUUCGUGCGUAAUGUCUCCGUCAAACGUGUCGACUUCGAGGACUCUGACCACAACCUCGUGCUUAUGACUGCCCUCAUCCAGGCCGGCUGCGAGGAAACCAUCGAGGCCACCGUGCGCAAACGGAGACUGUGUUUCGCGGGGUUUGUUAUGCGCAUGGAGGACGACCGCCUCCCCAAGCGCAUGCUGUUAGGAGCGAUGGCGGGGGGCGUGGGAUACCGGGGCGGGCAGGAGAGCGACUGGGUGUCUCGUCUAGGAGAGGACCUCGUGGCCUUCAACAUGGGAGACGAUAAGGAAGGGGGGAAAUGGAAAGAGAGCGCCAAGGACCCGUAGGUGUGGUACAACAAGGUCGAGGACGGGGCGGCAUAGUUCAUGUGGAAAUGGCACAGACAGG